Molecule: messenger RNA, 1846 nt
Organism: Chenopodium quinoa (quinoa)
Lineage: Eukaryota; Viridiplantae; Streptophyta; Magnoliopsida; Caryophyllales; Amaranthaceae
Product: 4'-phosphopantetheinyl transferase HetI-like
Exons: 9
Coding region: 547-1476 (309 amino acids)
Cellular component (GO): cytosol
Molecular function (GO): magnesium ion binding; holo-[acyl-carrier-protein] synthase activity
Source: RefSeq, a predicted model, not a curated record
AAUAAUUUUUUUUUAAUUUUUUGCAUUUCCCCUUCCCCUUUCCCUUCUGCCCUCCAUAAUCACCAGAGUUGCUUCCACCAUCCCCACCACCAUCCCCUUUCCCUGCUUCCACAAUCGCGACCACCACCAUCACCGCCCAGACCCCCUUCCCCUCCCCCGGUGCCGGCGCUGCAGCUAAACCCAGACCCCAGAACCAUCAUUGCCACCAAACCAGACCCCAGCCAACCCAGGAACCACCGCCACCAAAUCAGACUCUGGAACCACCGCCACCAAACCAGACAGCCAACCCCAAAACCCCCUUCGAAAAAUCAAAAGCCCACCAAACCAGACCCCGUGAAACUGGUUGGCAUUCGCUCUCUCUCCUCCCUGUAGAACUCCAAUUCCUUUUUCUCUCUCCUCUAAAGCAACUCAUCCAUGGCUAACAGUUUUUUGCUCCGAAGAAUCCCAAGGUCGGAUAUUAAUUGCAUAAUUGGUAGUGAUUUGCAGGUGCUUCGUAAUUUUUACUAGUUCACAACAACUAACAACUUCUAACUAUAAUGAACAAACAUGCGCUGCUUCAACAGACAGUUUUCUCUCUCCAGUCAGCCUCUGCAUCCUCUUCCUCUCCCACCUCGAGGGGAAAUUCACUUGUGGUAUGUCAUUCCUGAUGAAAUAAAGAGUUCAUCACUCUUGAAGCAGUAUCUGGAUAUCCUUUCCCCUUCUGAAAAAAAAAGUGUUCUUAGCUUCCGAGAAGACGAGGUCAGGAAGAAAGCCCUCUUAGCUCGUGCUCUGGUUCGCACUACCAUUGCUAGAUAUCAGACAAAUUCUUUUGUUGACCCGAGAUCUUUGAAGUUUAAGAAAAACACCUAUGGAAAACCCGAGGUUGAUUGGCAAGAUGUACCUGAUAUAAGUUGGCCACCAUUGCAUUUUAAUUUGUCACACACCUCAUCCUUGAUUGCCUGUGGAAUUACAACCUAUUCUCCUAUUGGAAUUGAUGUUGAAGAUAAGAAUAGAACAACAAAAAAUGAUGUCAUAUCAUUUGCUCGUCGCUUCUUCUCUCCCUGUGAAGUUGAUCACUUGGCCAAUAUUUCAGAACCGGAAUUACAACGCCAGGAAUUUAUAAAAUUAUGGACACUCAAGGAAGCUUAUGUAAAAGCAAUAGGAAGGGGCUUUUCGGCUACUCCAUUUAAGACCUUCAGGAUUCACUUGAAAGCUUCUUCAAAAAAUAUGUCUAAUAUUUCAGAAACUGCUGCUCUUAAGGAAUAUGAUAUUGCUGUUGAAUCAUCUCAGUUUCAAACUGGGGAAUGGCAGUUGGCCCUUCUUGACUUGGCUGAUACUCAUUAUGCUGCUAUUUGCACACAGAAUGAUAAAUUCAGUAAAGAAAAUCUAUCACCAAUGGCUUUGAGAGUGUGGAAAACGGUUCCUUUUUUGGAAGAUAUGUGCACGUCUGGGACUCAUUCCGUUAUCACUGUUGGUGGGCUUGUCAAGCAGCUCUGAUUGUUCAAUUUUUCUGAUGAUAAGUACAAAUAUGGUGAAAUUAGUUAUUCGACAGAACAAUGAACACAAGAAGAGAGCUAAAUCGAGAAUCAAGAAAGGGAUUGCUGAUAGUACAUAUUAACAGUGGAUCUGAUAAUUGGGCAGAAGCUAAAAUCAAAUUAUAUAUUUUUGGGUGUUCAAGAGGUUCUUACUUUGUACUUCGUAUUAUUUUGUUCAAUUUAUUUGUAUAACCCUCCAACAUUAUGCAGAAAACUUAUUUUGGUAUUACAGUAUUUUUCAUUAUUAUCAACAGUUCACAUUGUGGCAGUUGGGAUAUGCCCAUCUGUUCAAAUAUAUUCAAUUUUCGCUUUGUUUACUGUGUGUUGGUAUA